Messenger RNA from Staurois parvus, 531 nucleotides. The record is from the annotation of a GenBank genome assembly. Lineage: Eukaryota; Metazoa; Chordata; Amphibia; Anura; Ranidae.
AUCAAGUACCUAGGCGCAUGGUGCCUAAACUGCUUCUACAAACAUUUGUGAAAGAAUGGUUCGCGUUCAGGAGCUCAGUGAAUUCAAGCGUGGUACCGUGACAGGUUGCCACCUGUGCAAUAAGUCCAUCUGUGACAUUUCCUUGCUACUAAAUAUUCCACAGACAACUGUUAGUGGUAUUAAAAUAAAGUGGAAGCAACUGGGAACAACAGCAACUCAGCCACGAAGUAGUAGGCCACGCAAAGUGACAGAGUGGGGUCAGCACAUGCUGAAACGCACAGUGCGCAGAAGUCGCCAACUGUCUGCAGAGUAAACAGCUAAAGACCUGCAAACUUCAUGUGGCCUUCAGAUUAGCACAGCAACAGUGCACAGAGAGCUUCAUAGAAUGGGCUUCCAUUACUGAGCAGCUGCAUCCAAGCCUUACAUCACCAAGUGCAAUGCAAAGCGUAGGAUGCAGUGGUGUAAAGCAAGCCACUACUGGACUCUAGAGCAGUGGAGAUGUCUUCUCUAGAAAUAUGAAUCACACUUCUC